Trichomycterus rosablanca is the source of this 10839-nucleotide messenger RNA. It is a transcript of the gene megf8, whose product is annotated as multiple EGF-like-domains 8. The transcript is spliced from 43 exons. Lineage: Eukaryota; Metazoa; Chordata; Actinopteri; Siluriformes; Trichomycteridae. Gene Ontology annotation, molecular function: calcium ion binding; protein binding. The record is from RefSeq and is a predicted model, not a curated record.
AAUGUAAUCCACCAGCAUGUAUUUGCUUUUAAAGCAUAAAAAUACUGAGUCGGGCAAUGGCCCCUGACCUGUGAGGACUUUCAACUCCAACUCACUAUUUUUCCACCACCACUUGAAGGUGGAGGGAAAAAAUGGGUUCGGCUGAGCCAGGCAUUUUCCUGUUGCUGUUCCUUUACAUGACCACUGGAAGUUGGGCAGGAGACUGUAAAGGACAAAGGCAGAUUCUCAGAGGGCCUCCAGGAUAUGUGUCAGAUGGCCCAGGAAACUACUCAGUAAAUGGCAACUGUGAAUGGCUAAUCACAGCUCCUGGCAGCCAUUAUCAUAUUGUGCUCAACUUUACAUUUAUGGACACAGAGUGCACGUAUGAUUACCUGUUCAUCUAUGAUGGCGAUUCCUAUCAGAGCCCACUUCUUGCCAGUCUAAGUGGUAAUACUCUACCCCAGCCGAUAGAAGCGAAGUCAGGCAAGAUGCUAAUCCACCUAUUCAGUGAUGCCAACUACAACUUACUGGGUUUUAAUGCCACCUACACGUUUUCACUUUGCCCUGGAGAUUGUGGAGGUCAUGGACGCUGUGAUCCUGCUUCAUCUCGCUGUCAGUGCCAUCAGGGUUGGGGAGGGCCAGACUGUACGAUGCCACUCUGCUCCACAGACUGCACGAAACAUGAACACGGCCAGUGUGAUAAGAAGGGAGAGCGUUGCCUCUGCAGUUCAGGCUUUGUGGGAAAGAGCUGUCAGCUGAAUCUGCGUGACAACAGUGGUACUGGACAGUGGUUUGGGAUGAACCGUGGAGACUGGAGUUUUUCUCCUCGGACUGCAUCAGGGGGCGUCUACCUGCACUCGACCAAAAACCUCUAUGUGUUUGGAGGUUUUGACUUGAACAAAGCACUGGGUGACCUUGUGGAAUACAAUUUUUCAACCAAUCAGUGGAAGAAGAAGUUGCAUUCAUUUGCCCCGGCUGCCCGUCAUUCUCAUACGGCAGUGGAAUGGCAGGGUAACAUGGUCAUCUAUGGUGGGGAGCUUAAUAACCACUCAUUGGCUAGUGAUGUUUGGUUGUACCAGCCACAGCAAAAUGACUGGCAGCAGCUUGGGCAGCCAAAUGCUCAAGGAGCUCCUAAGCUAGCAAAUCAUGCAGCAGCUGUAGUGGACAUGUAUUUGUAUGUGUUUGGGGGGCGUACAGAAGAGGACAUGUUCUCUUCCUCUCUCUAUCGCUUUCAUUUAGGAGAUAGGGUUUGGGAGAUGGUGCAGCCCUAUGGAGGAAAGCCUCCUGCUACAGCAGGUCACAGCAUGGUCUUUCACUCUCUAUCCAGGACUCUGCUGGUAUACGGAGGGCACAGACCAACCACAGCCAGAUUUAGCGUGAGGGUAAACUCAACAGAUAUUUACCAUGUGGACAAACGUGUUUGGACCUCCCUUCGGUCUCGUUACCCUGCCCAUGGACCUCGGGAGAGAGCCUUCCAUUCAGCCACCAUCAUUGGAAACUACAUGGUGGUCUUUGGUGGAAAUGUGCACAUCCAUUACUUGGAAGAGAAGUGCUAUGAUGAAGAGAUCUUCUUUUACCAUCUGGGUUGCCACCAGUGGGUUUCUACAGGAGAAAGUCACAUACACCGAAGCCAGGCUGUGAGAGGACGCUAUUCCCACGUAGCAGCUGCGAUGGAUGGCCGUGUGCUGCUUAUUGCCAGCGGGUACAGUGGAGUUGCCCUUGGUGACCUGAUGGCAUAUAAAGUCCCAUUAUUUGUCACCAGUGACCCUGGAGAUCGAGAUGCAGUCUGUGCUGAGGCCCCAGAUGAGAGAAUGUGUCUUAAAAACCCUGAAUGCAGCUGGUGUGAGGGUCGCUGUAGGGAGUACCAGCCGAGUGACCCGUGUGGUAGCACUGGCUGUUUGGGUCUGGCACGUUUUCUUUCUGAUUGCCAGUCAUGCCUGGUGUUCAGUGGAGUGCCCAACUCUCUUCCCCGUGCCCCUGGGGAUUUUGGCUGGUGCGUCCAGAAUGAUUCCUGUUUGUCUGUCUCAGAGCGUAGUGCAUGCCGCGUGGACCAGAUCUCAGGGGCGUACGGCUGGUGGGGGGAGCGGACGAGUUUCCUGACUUCCCUCCCCUCCUGUCGCACCGAGAACUUUGUCCCGGGACUGCACCUGCUUACCUUUCAGCACCCGCGCAACCACUCUCAGCCCGACAAGGUGUCCAUUCUGAGAAGCGCUUCCAUCAUCCUCAACCCAUCCACUGAGAUCGAUGUCACCCUGCAGUUUCGGGGUUUUAUUCACCCUCUGUUGGGGGCCCCCCCACCUGCUUCCCCUCCACAGGAGACUGUGGCGAUGUGGGCUCGAAUUCAGAAGCUUCACUUUACUGUUAAAAUGGCUGCAGGUCCAAACUCGGCCCAUCUGACUGAUGUUCUUGGGCGCUGGUCAGCUCAAGAGGAGAAGGAAAGCCGCUUUCUGUCAAGGCCGGACGGUUCUCGCCUGUUCCAGAACCUGACACGUGGCAACCGUUAUUUGGUACAGGCAGAGGGCUACUUGAACAGCUCUGCUUCUGGCCAGACCAGCGAGAUGGCCCUUACCUGGAACCGAACUGCCAUACCUGGAGGAAGUGAGAUCUCAUUCCUGUUCUUGGAGCCGUAUCGCUCAGAGUUGUGUUCCACAUAUCGUUCCUGUUUGGCUUGUCUGUCCGAUCAGUCCUGUGGUUGGUGUGCCAUCACAAACACCUGCAUGCUGCGCUCCAACGUCAGUGAUGAGCUUUGCUUAAAUACACAGGGAGAGGAGCACCACCUGCUGCUCAACCCCCAGCACUGCAUGUUAUGUGAGGAGUACAGAGACUGCAGGGCCUGCACUCAGGAUCCUUACUGCGAGUGGCAGAUUAACUCCAGUAAGAAGGGAGAUUACCUAUGCAGUCGGCGAGGAAGACUGGAAGGCUCCAUCCGGGAUCCGGCAAGCUGUCCUGUAGUCUGUAACCAGAGGAGAACAUGUAGUGAGUGUCUGUCUAACUCUAGCCAGUGUGCCUGGUGCGAGUCUGCUCAGACAUGUUUCUACUUUGCUGCUUACCUCACAAAGUUUCCCUAUGGGGAAUGCAGAGACUGGUAUGAUAGUGUUCACUCAGUUCCUCAGUGUAAGCAGUGUUCUGCUUUAGCCACAUGUACAGAAUGCCUGCAGACCUUUCAGUGUGGCUGGUGUGGGGAUUACAGUAACCCCACUUUUGGCAGGUGUUUGAAAGGAGACUGGGGUGGAAUGAUCGACCCUUCUGUGACUAACUGCACUGUUGCUGUUGCUGAAGUGAAGGCCUCAAGACCUGAACCACGGACCUUAUCACCACCACGACUAAUAGACUUUGAGAUUGAGCUUGAGCUGUUGGAGGGGGUGGAGGGUGAUGGAGAGGCUGUGUGGUCCUAUGCUUCUUGUCCUGAUGUAGAGGAGUGCAGGCUGGGCCUCCACACAUGCCAUCCCUCAGCUACCUGUAUAAACACUCCCACUUCCUAUGAGUGCCACUGUGAGAGAGGCUUUACUGGAGAUGGAGAGCGUUACUGCAAUCAGACGUGUAUUAACAAAUGCCGUGAAGGCAAGUGCAGUGGCAGUCCGCGGUUUGAAUGCGAAUGCUCUUUGGGUUGGACCUCAAAUCGAGCCAUUCAAAAUUUAAGCGGUGUGGAGUGCGAUGUUGACUGUGGAUGCAACUUUCACAGCACCUGCAAUACAGCAGUAAGAAUCUGUGACCAGUGCCAGGACUGGACUACAGGACCACACUGCGAGUACUGUCAUCCAGGAAGUUUCGGUUCAGCGCUGGCUAGUGGUAAAGGCUGUGUGCCGUGUGAGUGUAAUGGGCACGGUGACCCGCUGCAGGGUUACUGCCACAAUCAAACAGGCCAGUGCUACUGUACACACCAUACACAUGGAGCACACUGCGAAUUCUGCCUGCCUGGCUACUAUGGAGACCCAAGGAACAAUGGCACAUGUUUUAGGCAGUGUCAGAGUCGUUCUAUUGUCUUGUCAUCCUCGUCCGCCACCUCGCUCCCUCUCUCAUCCUCCCUUGGUUGGCAUGGAGUGACAGAAGGCCAGGGUGGUCUUUCACACUGCCUGUGGGUCCUCUCUGUCUCUCAGGACCUUACACCAUGCAUGCCUGGCCAACUUUGUCCACCUGUGGCAUUGACCCUACAUCCAAACUCCUACAGUCAUUGCACAAACUCGUAUGUGUAUGUAUUUGAUGGUCUGCCGCGUUUUCUCAAUGAUGGUGUGAUGCACUCGGACCACAACUUGCUUGGUGCAUUUUGUGGCAUAGCUCGAAAUCAGCCUAUCACAGUUGAAGCCACAUCUGGUGUCAUCUCUGUGUACUUCGAGGCAAACAUGUCCUCGACUCAUCCUCAAGGUUUUAACGCCUCAUUUUGGGUGCGACGCUGUUCUAAGAAAGAAUCUAAAGAGGGCGUGAAUAACUCUUCUGAAUGCCAGGGUCUGGCUCAGUGUCAUGAAGGAAUCUGCCAGUGUCCCAGCGGUUAUGGUGGGCCACUCUGUGAUCGGCCUAUUUGCCCUGGAAAUUGUGGUUCUCAAGAGGGCAAAGGCAUCUGUAAUACAACUUUAGGAGUGUGUGUUUGUGCUAUUGGCUGGGCUGGAUCUGACUGCUCCUCCAUCUCAGAUGCAAACAGCCUUGUGUGGGAAAAUCUGCUAGACACACAGCUCACUGUGAAUCCAUCCUACAGGUUCCUUCAGAGAAUGGGUCAUACAUUGGCUUCUGGACCUCAAGGCACUCUCUGGAUGUAUGGUGGCUUAUCUCUGUCUGAGGGAAUUGUGGGAAAUGUAUACAGAUACUUUGUUGUUGAGCGACGCUGGACACAAAUGCUCACCAGUUCAGAGGGGGAAGGAUCUGCCCCCAAACCUCGCUACUACCACGCCUCUGCUGUGGUUUCCAUUCAUGACCAUAUGUCUGGUACUGCAAAUGCCAAUCACUGCUUGAUGUUUGUGGUGGGUGGAGUCACACAGAAUGGUGUUACUAGUGGUACAUGGAGCCUCAAUCUUGGCAGUCUAAUAUGGACAGAAUAUAAGAGCUCAGUUCUGCCCCCGGUGGCUGGUCACACACUGACAGUGCGCAGGGGCUCUUCUGUGUUACUGAUCGGAGGCUACUCUCCAGAGAAUGGGUUCAAUCACCACCUGCUAGAGUUCAAUCCACAGUCUGGGAACUGGACUAUUAAGCCACACACUGGUACACCACCUACAGGCCUCUAUGGGCAUUCUGCAGUGUAUCAUGAGCAGACCGAUGCCAUUUAUGUGUUUGGAGGUUACCGUUUCCAUGUGGAAACUGUAGAACCUUCUGGAGAACUAUAUAGCCUUUACUACCCUAACCUCACCUGGUCCCUACUUGUGCCAUCUCGAGGAAAUAAGGUGAUUAAACCAGCAACUAAAAGCACCGUCUUCUGUUUUCAGUAGUGUUAAAAAAAAGAGUUAGUCAGCCUAAUUAUUGUCUUUUUAUUUUUUUAUUUUUUUAUUUUUUAGCCCCUUUCACGUUUUUUUCAUGCGGCAGCACUACUGAAAGACACCAUGGUAAUUGUUGGAGGUCGAACAGGAGCGGAAGACUACAGUAACAGUGUAUACCUUUAUCAGAUCAACUGCAAUACAUGGAUCCAGCCUGCAUCUUCAAUCGGUGAACCAUUUAACCACUCCAUCUCUUUGGCAAUGACAACCUGGGAAGGCCGCCUGUUUUUGUCGGGUGGAUUUAAUGGGGUCAUGCUGGGUCGGCUGUUGGCCCUCUCUGUGCCCUCUGACCCCUGCGUCCUGCUUUCUACACCUGAGGCCUGUAACAGCAGCUCAGGCAGUUGUGUGUGGUGCCGAGGCACCUGCACCUCCUCAGACACAGCAGAAAGGCUGGGUUGUCCUGUUAGCCAUUCCCCAUGCUUUCCCACUCCCCGUGUUCCUGAUCAGUGCCGUAGACUAAAAACAUGCAGUGAAUGCCUGGCACGACAUCCCAGAACAUUCUCAAGUCCUGCACAGCCGACUUUGCAGUGUAAGUGGUGCACUAACUGUCCUGAAGGAGCAUGUAUCAGCAGCUCUGUGAGUUGCACUACGGAACACGACUGCAGGAUAAACCAAAGGGAGAUUUUUCUUUCUAGCAACUGCACUGAAACCAGCUGUGAAGCAUCUGACUGCCCCAAAUGCACAGCCUCUGGAAAGUGUAUGUGGACACGGCAGUUUAAACGCACUGGAGAGACCAGACGUAUUCUGAGCGUUAAUCCGACGUAUGACUGGACGUGUUUCAGCUAUGCUCUGCUGAACGUGUCGCCCAUGCAGGUGGAGUCAUCCCCCCCUAUGCCCUGUCCUGAGCCUUGUCACCAAAUCCAGACAUGUAAUCAGUGUCUCAGCUCUCGUGGUUCAGAUGGGGGGUGGCAACACUGUGUGUGGAGCAUGGCACUACAGCAGUGCAUGAGUCCUUCGUUUGUUCCGUUGCGUUGUGAGGCUGGUCAGUGUGGUCGUCUGCUAAAUAGUGGAGACUCAUGCUCACCCCACUGCUCCCAACUGACCCAGUGUUCCCAGUGCAUUGCCCGACCACAGUGUGGCUGGUGUGCUACCCGCAGUGCCAAUGGGGCAGGGCGCUGCUUGCAAGGUGGACUGGGUGGUGUGAGUGAGUCACUUUGUCCACAGCGGAACAGCAGCUGGUCAUUCUUGCACUGUCCAGAAGAGGAUGAGUGUGCCAAUGGACAUCACCGCUGCAAUGUUACCCAGGACUGCCAUGACCUGCCUGAUGGCUACCAUUGCACCUGCAGACAGGGAUACAUACUUAGCAGUGUAUCUGGGCAGUGUGAGCCAGUGUGUGUGCAGGGCUGUGUUAAUGGCACAUGUAUGUCACCUGGAGUCUGCCAGUGUCACUUUGGCUUUGUUGGGGAGAAUUGCUCCUCUCAGUGCCGAUGUAACAAGCACAGCAACUGUAUGAGUGUCUCUGAACUGGAUACCUGUCUGGAGUGCCAUAACCACACUAAGGGCCAGCACUGUGAGAAGUGUAAACCAUUGUAUGUUGGAUCUGCAAUCGGUGGUGGAGUGUGUCGGCCCUGUCGGGAGUUUUGCAGGGGAAACAGUGAUGUAUGUUUGUCUAAAGAUGAGCUCAAGUUGGCACUGGAACACCCAAGGAAAUAUCCACUUGACCCUGAUGGUAUUAUAAAGUGGAUAUCAGAAGGCCCUACUGAGGAUAAUGCUGUAUGUGUGAGCUGUCUGAACAACAGUGUUGGUGACAAGUGUGAGAGCUGCCUCAGUGGCUACUUUUUGCUGCAGGGCAAGUGUGAAAAGUGUCAGUGUAAUGGCCAUGCAGACACUUGUAAUGAGCAUGAUGGUACAGGUUGCCCCUGCCAAAACAACACAGAGACAGCAUCCUGUCUAAGCAGCUCACAGAAUGACCGCAAAGAGUGUUACAGACAACAGUGUGCCAAGUGCAAGGAUUCAUUCAAUGGCACCCCAAUUAAUGGCCGUCAGUGUUAUCGGCAAUUUAAUGUGGACAAUGAGUGCUGCUUUGACCCAACAUCACAGGUCAACUGCUUCCAUGAGCCCAAUAUCCGGAACCUGCCAAUGGGACGCACAGUGUUUUUCUCUGCUCAGCCCAAGUUUACAAAUGUGGACAUUCGCGUCACUAUUGACGUGACCUUUGGGGAGGUUGAGGUGUUUGUUUCUAACUCCCAUGAUACUUUCAUUGUGGAAGUGGAUCGGCAAACAGGCAUACACACUAUUAAAAUUGCGGACGACGUAACCGCUGCACCCAUAACCCGAGGAGACAAAGAGGUUCCUUUAGCGCUCUCGCCAUUGAAAGUGAACGCAAAUUUAUCAUCUUCUGCCAUCCUUGGUUUGCAUUCCAAACCACAUGGUGCUGAACGGGAAGUGCGGGAGGAGCGAGCCGAUGGCCUCAUCACGUACAUCACGGUGUGGAAGCCGCAGACAGUGUUGAUUGUGCGUGGUGUGCGUGACCGUGUUGUUAUCACCUUUCCACAUGAGGUGCACUCGCUCAAAUCCAGCCGCUUUUUCAUUGCUCUGCGUGGAGUGGGCACAGAUAGCCAUGGUGGUGAGUCACAAGGGUUGCUGUUCCUGCGCCAGGACCAGCCGCACAUCGACCUGUUUGUGUUCUUCUCCGUCUUCUUCUCCUGCUUCUUCCUCUUUCUGUCCGUGUGCGUGCUACUUUGGAAGGUUAAGCAGUUCUUAGACUUCCGGCGUGAGCAACGGCGCCACAUCAAAGAGAUGACCAAGAUGGCAUCACGUCCCUUUGCCAAGCUCACUGUCUACUUGGAGCCAGACGAGCCUCAGCUCAUCUACCUGCCGUCAGCUGGUGGAGGCGGGGCUGUCUCAUUAGCACAUGUGAGGACUGGCAAAAUGGGAGGUAUGGUCAGUCGAGGGAGACCCGGUGGACUGUCGUACAAACAUGAUCCGAGUGCUGGUAGUGUGACACGCCAUUAUCACCACCACCCUGCCCUUGGUGGAGUCAACAGUGGACAGCAUCUAUCUUUACACUACCUGAAUUCCCAUCAUUAUGUGCCCAGCUCUGCCACCAACCCAACAUCACACCACCACCAUCAUCACCUAGCUUCCCAUAGCAGUUACCAGCACUUCUGUCGCUCUGACCCCUUCCUCUCACAGCUAUUGGGCUUCUCCUAUUCCUCCUUUAAGGUCGGGCCCAUCACUCUUGAGCCCACUGAUGAUGGCAUGGCGGGAGUUGCCACUGUCCUAUUCCAGCUGCCUGGUGGCAUCUUGGCACCUAACCGGGCCUGCCUGGGUUCUGCUCUGGUCACCCUGAGACAAAAUCUGCAGGAGUAUUGUGGGCAUGGUGGAGCAGGUACACAUCCUGGGGUCGGGGGCAGUCGAAAAGGAAUCCUGGGCCACCAGCACCUUACCACCAUGGCCAUGUAAGGAGCAGAAAGCUGUCAAAGCAGAGGAAGAGCUGAACUGAUGGUAAUUCCUGGAGGAUUGUAAAAAUGUAUAGAAAUCAGCAUGAAGAAAGCGAAAGUACAUACAGAAUUUUCAAAGCGUGAAGAAUACAAAAGACGGUGGGUACAUAGGUGGGCUGGGGUAGGGGAAGGUAAAUUAUGAUUCAUACAAUGCAAAUGAAAAAAGAAAGUGUUUUUUUUAUAAGGGAUGUAUAUUUAUUGUAGCAGUGGAACUGAUUAAAUGAAAUAGAUGUGAUCAUAUGUAUACAGACACUUAAGUAUUGCUUUAUCUUUAUGCUUUUUAUGGAAAGCUUUGUGUGGCCAUGGCGGCAGAAUCUAUGAAAUGCACUACAUUUAUUUUUGUUGCUGCAGCUUUGCUUUGUUCUAUGUACACUACUGAAUUUAAAGCAAAGCCAUCUUUGCCUGCACAGAGAGAGACUUCGACUUGAUUCUUACUAAAAAAUAUUGCCCAGUGCGACUGGUGGCCUGUUGAAGAAACAAAAUGUGCUUUAUAACUCAAGAGACAAUCCAUCAUUUAAACUUCAUUUCAACAUGUUCAUGUGGGGAAUUCUAUUAUAUGAUGUACAUGUGAUUGUAACUUAUUUUAAACAUGUUUAUUAAUAGUAUUGUGCUUCAGCUUCUUACAAAAACAUUGAUUUCUGCUUUUUUACAGAUCUAAAAUGCAUUUCAGUCUUUUGUGGAUUAUUAUUAUUAUUAUUAUUUUUUGGUUCCUCAUCAUUUUCAGUGUUUAACUUGAAUUCUAUAGACUACAUGAGGACAUUCCUGGCAUUUAAAAAGAAAAACCUCAGUGGUGUAACUGGUUUGUUAAAGUUGUGUUUGUAAGUGGAAACAAGUUCUCUAUGACACAAGACAACUUGCAUUUUAAAACGUACUACAUGUACAAUACUCUGCAGUAUUUAAAAUGGUAACAUUGACUCUGGUAAUGUCUUAAUUUGUCAUUUAUAUUUAGCACACACAGCACUACAUGCUUAAACAACUGGAUUCUUUGUUUUCUCAAAAACUGAACUGUUUAAAAAGUCAAUAUAUGUUUAUCCUCAAUUUAUAUAUAUAUUUUUUAAGUCUAAAAUUGACAGCAUUUAUAUUAGUGAGUUCUACAGUAUUGCAUUAUGGCAGACAUUUAAGAUGGUAGUGAAUUGUACUUGAAUCCCAAAAAACACUUUUGUGAAUGCAGCCCUGGACUAAUUAGGCAAUUUUUCCCUUUUUCAAUAGAUGGAAUUCAUGUUGAGUUAUGAACUAAAAUGUGGAGUCAUUAUCCUAAAAAUGAAGGAUGUCUGGUGCUCAGUGUUCCAUUUCACAUGCACAGGAGUUAUCAUGCUUUAUUUUUUUUUAUGUACCAGGCUUAUACUAUUUAUGUAAGUAUUAUUAGCUUUAUUUUUUCUUAAACUUUGUGAGUCAAAAGUGAAAGCUUUAUGAUAGUCGUAUGCUACCUGACUUAUUAAGCAGUAUUUUUGUCCAAAUGGGUUAGUGAUUGUUUCACAAAACAAUGGCUUCUGAAAUGUAUUUAAUUUAAUAACAACUGUAUCUGUUGCUACACCCUAAUGGAACAAGAACAGGCACUGAAAAUUUAAUAGUGGACAUAUGUGAAUUAUUUUUCCUAAUAAAUAAGGAAAUCAAGGGAAAAUCUUUAUGAACAUUUUGUUUAAAUUAUUUAUACUUAGUUUAAUCUGAAAGCCAAGAGGACAAAAGUACAUUUUUCUCACCUUACUAGAUGAUGAUAGUCACAAUUCACAAAUGGAUUUGAGCAUUGUUUUAGGAACCUGAAAUAGCUACAGCCUGUGUUGUCAGGUUGUUUUUGGCCCAGUGUUACUACAACAGAACAAUUUAUGUUUGAAACCAAUGCAUGUACAGUACAAUACAAGAAAGCUUUGUAUCCUGUUGUCCUGCAUUCAUGCUAUUUUAUUUGUGAUUCAUGCUCAUGUCUAUAACAGUCUGACUCUAUUAAACUGCAGCUAAUUGUG